Haemonchus placei is the source of this 1146-nucleotide messenger RNA. The record is from the annotation of a GenBank genome assembly. Lineage: Eukaryota; Metazoa; Nematoda; Chromadorea; Rhabditida; Trichostrongylidae.
AUGCUGCUGGCCACUGUUUUACUGCCAAUUAUUUUAUUCCCUACUGCUCAAUCAAUACCGGUCGAUAACGGCGUUGAAGGAGAGCCGGAAAUCGAAUGCGGUUCGACUACGAUAACUGUGAAUUUCAACACCAGGAAUUCAUUUGAAGGACAUGUUUACGUGAAGGUUUGUUUACAUGAAGAGAUCAUGGCUGGUAUUGUUGUGCCCUUUGACGGUUGUGGUUCUCAGCGAACUCGAUCACUCAAUCCGAAGGGGAUUUUUGUGCUGACAACAGUAGUGAUCUCAUUCCACCCACGAUUCCUCACUAAAGUCGAUCGCGCAUAUCGAGUCUCUUGCUUCUAUAUGGAAGCCACUAAAGAUGUCCGUUCGAAUAUUGAUGUUGCAGAACUCACAACAGCCAGCGUUACUGGAUUGGUACCGAUGCCUGUAUGUCGAUAUGAUAUACUGGAAGGAGGUGUACGCGGAAGCCCCCUGCAGUUUGGCAAAAUCGGACAACAAGUCUACCACCAAUGGACCUGCACCAGCCAAACUGAGUUCAUUUGUCUGAGAUUUAUCGAUUUUAUAGUCAACACUUUCUGCAUGCUUGUCCAUAGCUGUACUGUAGAUGACGGCAAAGGAGAUCGAGUAAACAUUUUGGAUGUAAAUGGAUGUGCUAUCGAUCGAUACGUGCUCAAUAAUAUUGAAUAUCCAGAAGAUCUAGUAGCAGGACAGGAGGCCCACGUCUACAAAUACGCUGACAGGGACUCCCUCUUUUAUCAAUGCCAGAUUUCUAUUCAAGUCAAAGAAGCAGCCGUAAGUUCCGCUUUGGGGUACUAUGACUGUAUCCCUCAGGGAGAAGGAUAUUCAGGAAUGCCAAAGACCUGCCUGUCCCGAUUUAUUGAGCUCGCCAUCAAAGAGAGUGUUCAGCAACUAUCGACAAGUUUUUUCACGGAUAGGCCAUUCACCUUGGACGUUCGAGCUGAAAUGAAGGCGUUGGAUAUCGACGAAAUGAAUUACCCAACUCCCACCGCCUCAGUGAAGCGAGUCUGUCUGACCUAUCAGGUGUUGGUAGUUUCUGCUGGUUUUACUCUCAUCAUCAUUUGCUCUCUUCUUCUGAUGGCUUUGACAGCUGCGAUACCUCGUACGCCGAAGCAAAUGAAAAAAUGA